Rotaria socialis is the source of this 585-nucleotide messenger RNA. The record is from the annotation of a GenBank genome assembly. Lineage: Eukaryota; Metazoa; Rotifera; Eurotatoria; Philodinida; Philodinidae.
AUGGAUAUUUCGUUUUAUCUUAAUUAUACUCGCACGGGUAAUAUUUGGCCUCAAACACCUGUCAGUUGUCUUUUUUGGUGGCUUGCAGCAACGGAUAUUUCAAAUAUGAUCAAUAUUCUUAUGGCAUGGACAUCAAUUGGACGGCAUAUUUUAGUAUUUCAUGAGCGAUGGUUAUUAACUAAGAAAGAACGUUUUUUUAUUCAUUAUUUUCCACUUUUAGCAAUUGCUCUCUAUGGUUUUAUUUAUUAUAUUGUCAUUCUUUUAAUAUAUUCACGUGACAAUAUGUAUGCAUUUACAGACAAUUGGUGUCUUUUUCCAUGUUAUUAUUAUGAUGAGAAUCUUGCUAUGUAUGAUACCGUAGUUAAUUCCAUUAUACCAACACCAAUAAUCACUAUUUUUAGUAUUGGAUUAAUUAUUCGUGUUAUUAAACGAAAACAAAAUCAUCAUCGAAGUAUUGAAUGGCGUAAUUGUCGAAGAAUAACACUACAACGUGUAUCUAUAUCAGCAAUGUUUCUUCUUCUUAAUCUUCCUAUGACCGGAACUGUUUUAGCUCAAGUAUGUGGGUUGCUGAAUGGUGCAGCUUGA